Symbiodinium natans is the source of this 1647-nucleotide messenger RNA. The record is from the annotation of a GenBank genome assembly. Lineage: Eukaryota; Dinophyceae; Suessiales; Symbiodiniaceae.
AUGGACAACAUCAGCCUCACCGUGGACUCGCUGUUCCAGCAGUUGGGCCCCUUGGAGACGGGCAAGUUCAGCUCACUGCGGGUGGCCCUGCUGUUCAAGCCCGGUACUUACAACGUGGAUGUGCCGGUGGGAUUCUACACCCAGGUGCUGGGUCUCGGAGAGAGCCCGGAAGACGUGACCUUUACCGGCAGCCAUGGAGUCUACGGACCCAGCGAGGCAGACAACAACAACUUCAACACUUUCUGGAAGGCAGCAGAGAACCUGGCGAACCGUCCGGCUCUAAAGCGGAUGGCAUGGUCCGUGUCACAGGCCGCGCCCUUGAGGAGGGUGAAGGUGCACGGAGACCUCGCCUUCGGGACGCUGGGCCAAGACGGGCCGUCCAAGGGCAGCGGCGGCUUCAUCGCCAACUCGGAGGUCACGGGCACGCUGGAUUUGGUUCGGCAGCAGCAGUGGCUCAUUCGCAGCUGCAAGGUGCAGAACACCAGCUAUUUUAACAACCCGCCGCGGGCUGUCAACUUUGUGUACGUGGGCACGCAAGGGGCGCCCGAGGAGACAAGCUGCACGAACUCGCUGGAGAGUCCUCUGUCUCCUCAUCCACAGAAUCUGGUAGUGGAAGCAGCGCCGGUGGUGCUGGAGAAGCCUUACAUCACUGUGGAUCCAAGUGGUAAGUACAGCCUGGCAAUCCCGCGGACAGCCCGGGGGCGGAAGGGACCAGCGUGGCACGAGGCAGACUUCGUAGGCUUCGAGGAGGUCUUCGUGGCCACCGACACCAUGAAUGCUUCUGUGAUCAACGCGAAGCUCGCCGCGGGCCGCCACGUGGUGCUGACCCCUGGGAUCUACCGACUUCCUGAACCACUGAGGAUUGGCUUCAACGCCACGGUCUCGACUCAAGUGCUUCUUGGGCUUGGAAUGGCGACUUUGGUGCCGACCGCCGGCAACGCGGCGGUGGAGGUGGGGCCCUCCUCUGGCGGCGUCCGUGUCGCAGGCCUGCUGCUCCAGGCGGGCACAGUCCCUUCACGGGUCCUGCUCGACUGGGCGCCCAACUCCUGUGACGAAGAGAACCCUGGGCUGCUGUCCGAUGUCUUCGCGAGGGUCGGAGGUCCCGAUACCGAGGUGGUGUCCGCAGAUGUCAUGAUCCAAGUCGACGGCAACCAUGUAAUCAUGGACAAUGUGUGGGCUUGGAGGGCUGACUGUUGCCAGAACGGCUGCGGCACCUGUGUAGAAAGAUACUGCAACCACGGCGUAGUCGUGAACGGAGGCCAUGUGGUCUCAUACGGACUCUUCUCUGAACAUUGCCAAAAGGAUUUGGCGGUCUGGAAUGGGGAGCAAGGCAUGUCCUUCUUUUAUCAGAGUGAGAUGGACUCCUACGCCCGCCAAGCAUGGGAUCACACGCCAGAUUACGGAGAGAACGGCGUGGCCGGCUACCGAAUCAAUGCUCGUAGCCACAUAGGCGUGGGCCUCGGCGUCUACGCCUACUUCGUGGAACCCGGAAAUGUUGUAAAGGCGGGCAUCGUGCUGGGGCCUGAGGCAGACAGCAAGUUGACGUGUCCGUUCGCUUGGAACCUGAAUCCUGCCUGGUACAACAACUCGCAGUCUGAAAUUCAGCGCGCAGUGCGACAAGAGCACGCGCAAGUUGCAUUGUUUUGA